Molecule: messenger RNA, 543 nt
Organism: Wickerhamiella sorbophila
Lineage: Eukaryota; Fungi; Ascomycota; Dipodascomycetes; Dipodascales; Trichomonascaceae
Product: Oligoribonuclease, mitochondrial
Exons: 1
Coding region: 1-543 (180 amino acids)
Cellular component (GO): mitochondrion
Molecular function (GO): 3'-5'-RNA exonuclease activity; nucleic acid binding
Source: RefSeq, a predicted model, not a curated record
AUGCCGGGGCCCCUAGUAUGGAUCGAUUGUGAAAUGACCGGGCUGAACCAUCAGACAGAUAACAUCAUAGAGAUAUGCUGCUUGCUCACGGACGCCAAGCUGGACUUGAUCGAGCGCAAUGGCUUUGAACGGGUUAUCCAUGUGCCCAAGGAGAAGCUGGACGGUAUGGACGAGUGGUGCCAAACGACGCACUCCAAGACUGGUCUUAUUCAAAAGGUGCUUGAUUCGACAAACACCGCCCCUCAAGUCGAGUCUGAACUACUUGAUUAUUUGAAAAAGCACAUGAGCCAGCGCGAGGGUAUUCUGGCUGGCAACUCUGUGCACGUUGACCGGCUGUUUUUGCUACGCGAAUUCCCUAAAGUUACGGAUUUUCUGCAUUACCGACUGAUUGACGUCUCGUCCAUCAAAGAAAUUGGGUACAGGCACAAUCCGAUGCUCAUGGAAAAAGUGCCCAAGAAAUCAUUAAAUCACAGUGCCAGAUCCGAUAUUCUGGAAAGCAUUCAAGAGCUCAAAUGGUAUUACGAUAACUAUUUAACCAGAUAA